CUUGAGUUGUUCCUCCUUCUCUUCUCUCAUUACCUCUGCCAACCACUCGGAGCGAGGAUGCCUUCUCGGCCCGAGCUCGUGCUGAACAGGCCGUCCUUCACCGCCUCUCCGCCGCCGAUGACAGGCUCUCCCGCCGACUCCCCGGGGACGGAUGGCACGACUCCACGCCAGUACUUUCGGCGUGAGAGCCUCGCAGUGGCCGGGGCCCGCCGCUCAUCCUUCUACAACUCUUACUCGCCGAGCUCGCCCAUAGCGGUCGCGCCGCGCCGCCGCUCCGGCUCUGGCUCCUUCGGCUCCGUGCCGAGCGCCAGCAGCUUCUCGGCCCGUCCUGAACGCCUGGGAACAGCGGGCUUCGGCGUGAGCUUCCGCAACGCGUUCGCCGCUCCACUCGACGAAGAGACGAUCCAGGAGACGUCGAGCGGCGAAGUCUCCCCUGGCUCCACGAGCCCUAGAGGCCAUCGCCCCGGCGCCCACUCGCGUUCCAUGCCCGUGCCGCGACGUCGGCGGUCGAGCACAAUCGGCCAGAUCCACUGGCUCCCGGGAGGCGCAGGCGGAGAGACUGGCGACGAGCCUGGUGUCGACGUGCGCUCCGCCCGCGACCAGGAGGCGUACGGACACCUCAAGGCGCCCACCGCGAUCACAGUCAUUGACUACUCGUCUGAUCCUGAUGCCGAGGACACCAACAUCCGCGUCGACUUCCCCGGCACCAAGCUCAGCAGCUGGCUCAACAGUGCAGCUGGGCAGCGCCCGAUUGGCGACGACCGCAAGCCGCUGGGCGUCCGCUGGAUCCACGUCACCGGCCUCAAUUGGGAGGUCAUGAAGACUCUGACGCUACGCUAUCAGCUCCAUCCCCUUGCGGUCGAAGACGCGCUCCGCUCCAGCCGCUCGCCUAGAUCCAAGAUCGACUACUAUAGAACACACAUGUACCUCCAGAUUCUGGUGCACCACAUUCACGGCCCAGACAAGGACGCCCUCGAGAAAGCGACGGUCGGCCUUGCAGAGGGUGAGGAUGGGAGACAGUGCUGCGACGACGCGGACCACGACCAUGACCACCGGGUGGACGACAUCGAGGCGGUGAUGCCCAAGAAACAGCGCUGGUGGCACCGCAACCCCGAGGGCCAGAUCCGUCUUCCUGAGGGCGUGGACGCCGUAUUUGGCCCCACGAUGCCGGGCCAAGCGCGCCGCAAGAAGGGCGAGGAUGGCAAGUGUGAGCCGAGCGAGGUAGACAUGACCGAGACGCACAGACUGGUCGUCGACCAGCUGUCGGCCUCGUACAUGGUGCCAAUACGGAAGGGGAUCAUCUCGGCGUUCAUGAUGCGCGACGGCCUUAUCAUCACGAUGUGCGAGAGCGACAUGAGCGAGGCCCUCGAGCCGAUCUACGAGCGUCUCGAGGACGAGCACUCGCUUCUCCGCCGCUCCGGCGACGUGAGCAUGCUUGCACAGGCGCUGGUGGACGUUACGGUCGACUUGAGCAUAGAGAUAGCGCAGGCGUUCGAGGCCGAGAUUCUCAAGGCCGAGAGUCAGGUCCUUGUGUCUCCCCAGCUCGAGUUCGUGCGCCGCCUCUUCAUCGUCCAAGCGCAGAUCACGCGCUUCCGCCGGCAGCUCACGCCCCUGCUCUACGCGUGCUACAUCAUACGUGACCAGGACACGGCGCGAUCGGCGGCAGCAGGCGAGCUGACGCUCCCGCGUAGACACCGUUCCAACUCGACGGCGACGGCGGCCAGCCUCUCCGCCAUGGGUGCGGGCUCAGGCCAGCAGUCGUCCAUGGGCCUCGGCCCGUCGCAGGGUGUCUCGCCACACCUCGCCGCCGGCCCGCAGGGCAUCCCCAACAUUCACGGGCUGCACGGGGGCAACGCGGCCGUGCCCGGCUUCGCGAUCCCCGGCCUAGCCCCCGCCGGCGCAGGCACGGCGGGCGGCCUCAGCGGGCUGGGUGGCAUGGGCCUCCCGUCAGUGCCGAACGUCGCCAUCCCCGGCUCGGGCGCAGGCGCAGACAUGCCGCCGGCCGACAUUCCGGAGGAGGGCGAGUGGACGCCGUCGCGCGAGGGUUCGGGUCCGGCAGGCGCCGCAACGCCCACGCCUGUGCAAAACCCUACGGCCGCCGCCAAUGCCGCGACCGCGCUCGCUGUUGGCGCGGGCCACCAUUCUGCGCCCGGCUACUUUUCGCUCCUGAGCAAAGUGUACAUGAACGAUGUUAUUGACCACCUUGAGAUGGUGGUCGGCUCGUCCGAGCAGUUCGUCAGCACUUGUGACCACCUCACCGACUACGUGUUCAACGUGCUCUCCUUCCAGACCAACAACAGCAUGGAGCGCCUGAGCAUCGUGACGGUCAUCUUCCUGCCUCUGACUUUCAUCUCCUCGUACUUCGGCAUGAACUUCACGGAUUUCCCGGCACUCGAGACGGACGUGUGGAACGGAUUCUGGAAGUAUGCCGCGCCGCUCACCAUUGCCUUCUUCGUUAUCUUUUCGUUCUCGUAUAUCCAGACGGGGUGGGACACGCUGCGGCGCCGCGCCGAGCGGCGCCAGAGGGAGCGCGAUAUUGGACGGCGCAGAUUCUCGUACGAGAAGCUUUAGGUAAGGAUAUGCAUCGUGUGUGGGAAGGAA
This is a messenger RNA of Cutaneotrichosporon oleaginosum, 2601 nucleotides long. The record is from RefSeq and is a predicted model, not a curated record. Lineage: Eukaryota; Fungi; Basidiomycota; Tremellomycetes; Trichosporonales; Trichosporonaceae.